AUGGGAAAAUUGCCGAAACAGUACAAAAGAAAAGACGGAGAAGCAAGUCCUGAAAAAGUCGAUGUCGAUGACGAGCUGGAGAAGCAAUUCAGCAGGUCUUACAGGGAAAGAUCGUCAGAGCGAGACCGAGAAAGAUUGAAAGAAAAGAAGGACGAAAGACAAAAAGAACGAGAACGGACGCGAAGUCACAAGUCCUCAAGAAAAAGAUCCCGGUCCAGAGAUCGAAGAAGAAGUCGUUCAAGAGAUAGAGACCGAAGAAGAGGAUCAAGAGACAGAGAUCGAAAACGAGAUCACAAGAAGCGAUCGAGAAGUCGGGAUCGAAGAAGAAGCAGAAGUCGCUCGAGGGAUCGAAGGAGGAGAAGUUCCAGAUCACCGAGGAAAAGCAGAGCUAGUUUGGAACGAGAAGUUCAGGAAAAAUCCAAAGAAACAGGAAUCGCGGUUCCUGAAUAUCUAGCUCGACCAGCAGAACAAUCAAAAUUCCUUGAAGCUCAAGCGAAAAGAAAGCUGCUUUGGGGAGGAAAGAACCUAGGAUCGACAAGUCCCACCCGACACCCGAUCGAAAACCGACAAGCAGGAAAAGUGACCGAGCAGCAGAAGCUCUGGGCGAGCAUGUCUGUUGGCGACAAUAAAACAACUUCCAAGUUCCAAAAGCUGAUGGGCGCGAACAAAUUGCAAGUAGAGGAAGGAGAGGGAAAAGAAGCAGCUGAUAAAUUGCUUGAAAAACAGAAAACGAUGUUCAACGCGUUUGAAAAUCAAUAUGCCAGCGCUAGACAGCAGACGCACUUUUCAAAGGGAAAAGGAUUUGGCCUUUGA
Oikopleura dioica is the source of this 813-nucleotide messenger RNA. NCBI's taxonomy places the organism in Eukaryota, Metazoa, Chordata, Appendicularia, Copelata, Oikopleuridae. The record is from the annotation of a GenBank genome assembly.